UGACUCUUUUUUGCCCAGACUGCAUGCAGUUUGGCAUUAAAAUGUUUUCUGUAGCACUAACCAUAGUGUUGCACAUUUGACAUGUUAGAUACACGUUACGCUAUUUUAACAGAUCAAAUAACCCACUAUUAAGAGGGGCAGACGGCACUAACGCGAACAACAAUACAGCUUUUAUUUUUGAGUCUGUAUCUAAGAAGUGAGGAACUGCUGUAGUCAGAACAAGCUAGCGUUAGCUAACAGGUCGGACGGCGACGAGGCCCCAACCGGACCAGUAACAAGGGGGAAACCAUGGCCAACAUCGCAGUUCAGAGGAUAAAACGGGAAUUCAAGGAGGUGCUCAAAAGCGAAGAGACAAGCAAAAACCAGAUAAAAGUUGAUCUGGUGGAUGAGAACUUCACAGAACUUAAAGGAGAGAUAGCAGGCCCCCCAGACACACCAUAUGAAGGAGGUAGAUAUCAACUAGAAAUUAAAAUUCCAGAGACGUAUCCAUUCAAUCCACCCAAGGUGCGGUUUAUCACAAAAAUUUGGCAUCCCAACAUCAGCUCGGUCACAGGUGCGAUAUGUUUGGACAUUCUUAAAGAUCAGUGGGCAGCAGCUAUGACGCUGAGGACGGUCCUCUUGUCAUUACAAGCCUUACUGGCAGCUGCAGAACCAGAUGAUCCACAGGAUGCCGUGGUAGCCAAUCAGUACAAGCAGAAUCCAGAGAUGUUUAAACAGACAGCAAGACUCUGGUCUCAUGUCUACGCAGGCGCUCCCGUCUCCAGUCCGGAGUAUACACGCAAAAUAGACAAACUCUGUGCCAUGGGCUUUGAAAAAAAUGCAGUAAUAGUGGCAUUGUCGUCAAAAUCCUGGGAUGUGGAGACAGCAACAGAGCUCUUGCUCAGUAACUGAGUUUUGACACUCUCUUCAUCUUGAUGCUCGUCUCUCUCUCUGUUCACACAUACACACUCUCUCCUCCAAACCCCUGCUGUCUGAAGAUGUCUCUUCCUCCAUCUGUUUCACAUUGGACACACUCCCUGUCUUCUCAACCCUUCUUCAUCUGUGUGGUAUCUCUCCUCUGUACUCAUCACCUCUGCUGUGCCACACUCUAAUCAACUGCUCUGUGAGCUGUUACCUCUGGUUUCUUUAAGUUCAUUCAACAUUCCACUCAGUGCCCCAAUCAGAAAUCCAACCACAUCUCACCCCUUUGAAGCAAACGUCAGACUUAAGACCCCAACUCACAUCUGUUAGUGUCUCCCAGCUUUUCUGGCUCUGUCCAAGAAGCGGCUGUCAGCGGCUUAUCCUUGCCUAUGCAGUGCAUUUAUUUUCAUUUGUGAUAACCUUUUGUAGGAGAUAGUUAAGCCACUCAAGGUUUUGUUUUUUUGUUGUUUUGGGGGGACCUGGUCCUGAUUUGACACAUUUGCGGUUCUGUUUUCUAAACAAGGAUUAAGCCAAGUCCUAAUCUUUUUUUAAUUGGCAUCUUUAUUAAAUUUUUCUGGCUCUGUAAUCAAAACCAUUAUCUUCACUUAUUUGUUAAUAGUAUUUGGAUACUCUAGACUGAAUUAGUUUCCUCACAUAACAGAUGUGUUUCUAAAAACGGAACACAUCUGCCUAGCAACGUAUUUCAUUGUGGUUAUUAUGCAUUUUUAGGAAAAAAAAGGGGAAGGGGGGGGGGGGCUCAAAGGACAAUCACAUUUUUGUCCUAUAUAUGCAUGAAGUGAACACAAUGCAUUGCACCGUGCAGUUUGGCUUAUUCCGUGUUUUGGAAACCUGCUUACUAAGUGUCUUAAAAGUGUUCACACUGUAGCCAUACUUGUUAUCGUGCCAGGUUUCCCCCUUAGCAGUCAACAAAUGGCAGCUCCUGCAAGAGAUCCCCACUUCCCAUCUCAUCUGUUUUUGACACCACUUUCUUCACCUGUCCUUAUCUCCCCACAUUUUUAAAAGAAAACUCUUAUUUGGUUUUGGCAUUCAACAGGAAUACAUAUUAUUCUUGUUUUUAAACUGAGAGAAACAUACAUUUGGGGGGGAUCAUGCUCAUUAGUAACACAAUCUGUGACUGGAUUAAAAUGGGUCAAGACAAGUUUGAAGAAUUGCAUCAUAUUAAUUACACCAACAGAUAAAUAUGUCAAUGAUUCAUCUGUAAAUAAAAAUAUUAAAGUCUGUGUAAA
Messenger RNA from Melanotaenia boesemani (Boeseman's rainbowfish), 2147 nucleotides. RefSeq names its product ubiquitin-conjugating enzyme E2Ka (UBC1 homolog, yeast) (gene ube2ka). The record is from RefSeq and is a predicted model, not a curated record. The transcript is spliced from 7 exons. Gene Ontology annotation, biological process: protein polyubiquitination; proteasome-mediated ubiquitin-dependent protein catabolic process. NCBI's taxonomy places the organism in Eukaryota, Metazoa, Chordata, Actinopteri, Atheriniformes, Melanotaeniidae. Gene Ontology annotation, molecular function: protein binding; ubiquitin conjugating enzyme activity. Gene Ontology annotation, cellular component: nucleus. Bases 289 to 891 code for a protein of 200 amino acids.